This is a messenger RNA of Linum trigynum, 582 nucleotides long. The record is from the annotation of a GenBank genome assembly. Lineage: Eukaryota; Viridiplantae; Streptophyta; Magnoliopsida; Malpighiales; Linaceae.
GAACAACAAUCUAACAGAGCAGUGAAGAUGGUGGCUAGCAGUAGAUCAGCAGCUGCACUAAUCGUUGUUUGCCUGUUGCUGGGGAUGUUCGCGAUGCAAUCCGCGGCCUCGUACGAGGAAUGCUAUGCACUUUGCCUGAUCGAUUGUGCGCAGUCAGGCGCUUGGCUGAUGAUGUGUUACCCUAAGUGUGCGGUGAAAUGCAUCGGCAAAGCAGCCAGCACCAUAGCUUCUUCAGGUGACAGUAAGCUGCAGCAACGACAACAGUAUCCUACAAAUGGGUUGCCGAGAAAGAUCAAUAUUGACGAUGAAAAAGAAGACUAGUGACACACACAUUUAGUGAUAUCCAAAGAAGCAGCAGCAGGGCUUGCUUUGGCCUUAUCAGCAGCUUUAUUAGUUUUAGUCGUCCGUGUUAAUCAAUUCAUUUCUAGAUUAUGAAAUAAUACUUCGUCGAAAUGACAGAAUUACUUUGGAAAUUAGCAUAAUUCUUUUUAGUUAUUGUUCCCACAAGUAACCGUCUUCCCAGUUUUAGCUCACCUAAAUAGCUCCUUCAGCUUUCUUCUUAAAGAAAUGCUAUGGUUACCU